This is a messenger RNA of Apiotrichum porosum, 2211 nucleotides long. RefSeq lists its product as uncharacterized. The record is from RefSeq and is a predicted model, not a curated record. Gene Ontology annotation, biological process: transmembrane transport. Lineage: Eukaryota; Fungi; Basidiomycota; Tremellomycetes; Trichosporonales; Trichosporonaceae. Gene Ontology annotation, molecular function: sulfate transmembrane transporter activity. Gene Ontology annotation, cellular component: membrane. The transcript is spliced from 4 exons. Bases 1 to 2211 code for a protein of 736 amino acids.
AUGGUCGCAUACGGCACAUUCAAGUCGCGCGUCAAGACCAAGGUGGCACAGAUCACCGGGUUUGACGAGGACGCACCAAAGUCGAUCACCGUCAAGAGCUACUUCCAGGAGAACAAGGUCGACUAUGGCCAUGCCAUCCUCAACUACAUCAAUGGCAUCACCGUCGGUCUCGUCCUCGUCCCCCAGUCGCUCUCGUACGCAAAGCUCGCCAACCUCCCCGCCCAGUACGGUCUCUACUCGUCGUUCAUCGGUGUCCUCACCUAUGCUCUAUUGCCACCCUGCCUCGCGUUCAUCUGUGGCUUCAUCGUCCUCGGCAUUGGACUGCUCCGUGUCGGCUGGAUCAUCGAGUUUAUCCCCCAGCCUGCCGUGUCUGGAUUCAUGACCGGUUCCGCGCUCAACAUUGCCGCGGGCCAGGUCCCUGCUCUGCUCGGCACGUCCAAGCUGUUCAACACAAAGGAGGCGACCUACAAGGUCAUCAUCAACAUUCUCAAGCACCUGCCCGACUGCAACCUGGACGCUGCGUUCGGUGUCAGUGCCCUCGCCCUCCUCUACGGCAUCAAGUGGGGACUGGGCUAUGUCCAGAGCCGCUACCCCAAGUACGCUCGCGCCGCCUUCUUUGCCCAGGCCCUGCGUCACGCCUUUGUCAUCAUCAUCUUUACAAUCAUCUCGUGGCGCAUCAACAUCCACCAGAAAACGGCCCGCAUCAACCUCGUCGGCACCGUCCCCUCGGGUCUUGGCGACGUCGGCCAGCCCCUCAUCACCAUGGACCUCCUCGCCGCCCUCGGCCCCCACCUCCCCGUCGCCACGAUCAUUCUCCUGCUCGAGCACAUUUCCAUCGCCAAGUCGUUUGGUCGUCUCAACGGCUACAAGAUUGACCCCAACCAGGAGCUGAUCGCCAUUGGCGUCAACAACACUGUCGGCUCGGUCUUCUCGGCCUACCCCUCGACCGGUUCGUUCUCUCGCUCGGCUCUCAAGUCCAAGUCGGGUGUGCGCACCCCCGCCGCCGGUAUCCCCACCGGUAUCGUCGUCAUCAUUGCCCUCUACGCCGUCGCCCCGGCCUUCUACUGGAUCCCCAACGCCACCCUCGCUGCCCUCAUCAUCCACGCCGUCGCCGACCUGGUCGCCUCGCCCAAGCAGUCGCUCGGUUUCUGGCGCGUCUCGCCCCUCGAGUACAUCAUCUUCGUCGGUGCCGUUCUCUGGUCCAUCUUCUACAGCAUUGAGUCGGGUAUCUACUGGUCGCUCGUCUGCUCUGCCGUCCUCCUGCUCUUCCGCAUCGCCCGCCCCAAGGGCCACUUCCUCGGCCGCGUCCGCAUCCGCACCGACGGCGACAGCACCGACGAGGCCCAGAUCCGCGACGUCUUUGUCCCCAUCGAGGGCCGCGACGGUGUCACCAACGACGACGUCCCUGUCGUGCCCCCUCCCCCCGGAGUCAUCAUCUACCGCUUCGAGGAGUCGUUCCUCUACCCCAACGCCUCGUACAUCAACGACCGUCUCGUCGGCUACGCCAAGGAGCACACCCGCUGCGGCAAGGACUACACCAACGUCAAGGCCGGCGACCGCCCCUGGAACGACCCCGGACCCAAGAAGGGCAGCAAGGAGGACGAAGCCGCCCACGACUCGCACAAGCCCAUCCUCCGCGCCGUCAUCCUCGACUUCUCCGCCGUCGCCAACAUUGACACCACCGGUGUCCAGAACCUCGUCGACGCACGCAAGGAGGUCGAAAAGUGGGCCGACCGCCACGUCGAGUUCCACUUCUCGGGCAUUCUCUCUCCCUGGACUCGCCGCGCCCUCAUUGCUGGCGGCUUUGGCCGCGCCCACGGACCCCACGGCACCGCUCCCGAGGUCGCCCCCGUCGUCGGCUCGUACGGUGUCGGCGGCGACGCCGACCCGGCCAACCAGGCUCCCCCCAGCCCCCGCCUCGACCUCGAGUCGGGCCCCGACUCGGGCUCGGCGUCCACCGAGGAAGGCUCGUUCUUCGACGCCACAAAGGACAAGGAGGCAGCGCUCGAUGCCAGCGGACCAGGCAGCCCCGACGCCACCACCCCGCCCCUCGGCGACGUGCGCCGCACCACCAAGUCGAACGGCUCGUCCCGCUCGUCCCUCACCCUCCUCGACCGCGCCACCCCCUUCUUCCACAUUGACAUUGCCGAUGCCCUCCACAGCAUCCAGCGUCCCGAAAACCACCACCACCACCACCACCACUCGGGUUAG